CACAGACGUGAUAAAUGACAACCUGUCCUGAUAUUUGUAUGGGUCUUUCUCCUCAUCCAAAGGUCUCCCUAGGCGGACUGAGCAAACGAGUCGACUCUAACAGAUCUACGCCUGUCCUCAGUCUACUUGCAGUCUGACGGCACUCACCAACAUCAAAGCUCGCCGCUCUUCCUCGCUGUCUCAUCCUUCUGCUCCUGUUAGAGUGGGGGAUGUCUGUUUUCUAACACCUCUCAGCCUGCUUAUCUACUAGAUUCAAACAACUGCCACCAACACUGGAAAUGGAGGACUAUGACGUUCGCUCGGCCGCCAGCAUCCUUGCCUCGGUGAAGGAGCAGGAGGCGCGCUUUGAGCAGCUGACCCGAGCCCUCGAGGAGGAGCGUCGCAAUGUCAACCUGCAGCUGGAGCGCGCCAACCUGCCUCCCAACCCCCCAACCAGCCAACCAAUCCCAUGGCAGCAGGUGGUGAUGCAGGAGCAGAGCCCCAGCAACGCCACAUCCCUGGGCAUGAUGCAGGAGCCCCAGGAGGUGGUGGAGGAGACGGUCACCAUAGAGGAGGACCCCGGCACCCCCACCUCCCACGUCUCCGUGGUCACCUCUGAUGACGGCACCACGCGGCGCACAGAAACAAAGGACAUGUCAUCAAACGUGAAGGUAACCAAAGUGGUGAAAACCAUCACUCGCCGGACCUACCACCCAGUGAUAGUGACUGACAACCUGUUUGUGGAGUCCAGGCCGGCCACACGGACCCCGACCCCGGUCUUCAUCUCCACCCCCAACCUGUCUGAGAGAGAGCCAGUGACCAAGAUGGUGAAGACGGUGACCACGCGGACGGUGCGUCAGGUGCCCCUCGGUCCUGACGGCUUGCCCCUCCCUGACGGCACCUCCCCACUCGGCAGCUACACCGACUCCAUCGACCGACGCUACAUGAAGAACGGAGGCGACCGCUUUAUCACCCCUCAGGCCACCUCCACCCUGACGCGCUCCUACAACAACUCCUACAACGACUCCUACGGCGAGGCCCCAGAGAGCCAGUACGUCCGCCACUACGGCCUGCACGACGGCUACGCCGACCUGACGGACAACUACGGCAGUCUGUCGCGCGGCGUCAACUUCCGGCCGCCGCGCUACCCCUACAUACCCAACAGUUACCGGCCGGAGAACAGCUACACGCUCCCGAUACGUAAGGACGACUACGGCCACGUCGCCCAGCCCCAGGUGCCUAUGGGUAGCAGCACCGUGGAUCUGAACCGCUCGCAGCCUGAGCGCUUCCAGCCCGAGCCGUACGGCCUGGAGGACGAUCGCCGCAGCCUGGGGCCGGAGGAGGAGGAACCUUAUGAGCUGGAGCCAGAUUACUCGACUGCCAACCGGCGCACCCUGCAGGGGGCCAACCGGGGUCGCACCCACCGGGAACCUCUCCGCGACGGGCCCAGAGUCAGAGGGUACGCAGAUGACCCUGUUGAGGCCGAGCUGAUCGAUGAGCGCCACCCGUACAUCCACGGCAUGUAUUCGGCGCCGCUCGCUCAGCCGGAGAGGGGCAGCAUGGCCAGUCUGGACCGCAUGGGAGGCCGGCGCUCACCUUCCAUCGACAGCAUCCGCAAGGACCCCCGCUGGCGCGAUCCGGACCUUCCCGAGGUCAUCGCCAUGCUCGGGCACCCCAUCGACCCGGUCAAGUCCAACGCCGCCGCCUACCUGCAGCACCUGUGCUACGAGAAUGACAAGAUCAAGAAGGAUGUGCGUCAGCUGAAGGGGAUUCCUGUUCUGGUCAGUUUGCUGGACCACCCCAAAUCUGAGGUCCACCGAAAGGCCUGCGGCGCCCUGCGCAACAUCUCCUAUGGCAAAGACAACGACAACAAGGUGGCCAUCAAGAACUGCGACGGCAUCCCGGGCCUCGUCCGCCUGCUGAGGAAGACUAAUGACAUGGAAGUACGAGAGCUCAUCACCGGGACUCUGUGGAAUCUGUCGUCCUACGAGCCCCUGAAGAUGGUGAUCAUCAACCACGGCCUGCAGACCCUGACCAACGAGGUCAUCAUCCCACACUCGGGCUGGGAGUACGAGCCCAACGAGGACUCCAAGCCCCGCGACGCCGAGUGGACCACAGUCUUCAAGAACACUGGAUGCCUCAGAAAUGUGAGCUCAGAUGGAGCUGAGGCUCGACGCAGACUGAGGGAAUGUGAGGGACUGGUGGACGCUCUGCUGCACGCUCUCCAAUCAGCUGUAGGGAAGAAAGACAUGGACAACAAGUCGGUGGAGAACUGUGUUUGUAUCAUGAGGAACCUGUCCUACCACGUCCACAAAGAGGUGCCAGGGGCCGAGAAGUUCCUGGAUCCCUCGUCGCUCCAGGCCCCCGGAUCAGCAGGACCACAGAGGAAGAAGAAAGACGACGCAGGCUGCUUCGGAGGCAAGAAGGCCAAAGGAAAAAAAAACGGUGAGAGCGACAAAAACUACGACACACUGGAUCUGCCUAAGCGCGCAGAGCCGACAAAAGGCUUCGAGCUGCUGUAUCAGCCUGAAGUCGUGCGGCUCUACCUUUCUCUGCUGACUGAGAGCCAGAACUUCAACACCCUGGAGGCUGCUGCGGGGGCUCUUCAGAACCUCAGCGCUGGACAGUGGACUUGGUCCAACUACAUCCGAGCCACGGUGCGUAAAGAGAAAGGUCUUCCCAUCCUGGUGGAGCUGCUGCGCUCCGACUCUGACAAGGUGGUCCGAGCCGUGGCCAUCGCCCUGCGCAACCUGUCCAUCGACCGCCGCAACAAGGACCUCAUUGGAAGUUACGCCAUGCGGGACUUGGUGAGCAACUUACCCAGCGGUCAGCAGCGACCCGCCAAAAACCUAGAGGAGGACACGGUGGUCGCCAUCCUCAACACUAUCCACGAGAUCGUCACCGACAGCUCAGAAAACGCCCGCUCCCUCAUCCAGGCGCAGGCCAUCGAGAAGCUGGUCGCCAUCAACAGGACCAGCCAAUCAGCUCGUGAAACGAAGGCGGCGUCCCACGUGCUGCAGACGGUCUGGAGCUAUAAGGACCUGAGGAAUGCUUUGACCAAGGAUGGCUGGAACAAGAGCCACUUCCAGCCCACAGUGACAGUCACCCCGAAAGCUACAAAGAAUGGCAAGCCUGGCUAUGACGACACCACUCUGCCCCUGAUGGAGAAAAACCAAGACGCCUACCCCACCAUUGACCAGAGGGACAAGGACUGCAAGUACAAGGCAGUCGACGGCUCAGUGGACCUGACAGACCGGGAACCACUGAAGAAUGACACAAAUAGGAAACACUAUAUCAGGAGUAACAGGCCUGCGGUCAGUCUGGUGGACGCUUGUGAUGUAAAGCCCCAGCCUGUUGACUCCUGGGUCUAAAUGCAUGCAUGGCUUAAAAAGACGACGCUGCAGCUAGAAGAGGAUCUCUCAAAUCACCACUGCCAUUUCACUCAUCUUUGGAGUUGGACUUUGUACAGAAAAGAGGAUUUAAAAAAAAUUAAAAAAUAAUGAUCAUAACAGCGACUACCCAGCAGCAGCCAGCACUCUCAUGCUUUUCACGGUUUUUGUAAAAAAAGAAAGAAUAAAAAAGAGACUACUCCUGCUACUUUCUCAUAUCGACAUUCCCACUGGACAUGAUGUGAAUUUAACCGCGUUGACUCUUGUUGAGCUCUCACAGUGAAGACGAACGGGCCGAGGCCGGUGCUUAUGAUGGAGAAAUGGAUUAAUGAAGUCGAACAAAGCGAGGUAAAGGAAGUAAAAAGAAAAGGAACGUGUGUGUUGGAAGGAAACGGAGAAGAGAAAAUGUGAUUUUUCUUUGAUUUGGGUUUUCACAUGUGGAAAAAGUUCAUGCAUCAAUUUUGUGGUUUUUGAAGAAUUUAACUUUCAGUUUGUUCUCAAGCUUUGGUGUUUUGAUGUAACAGGUGUGGACAGGUGUGUUUGAAAGCCAUUGGAUGUUUUUUUUUUUUAAAGAUGGUUGGGAUGGAAAUGAAGAAAAGAAGGGAGAGAAACCGAGCCUGAGAAGAGCUGUAGCAUAGUGAACAAGCAGCUGCUCUAACAGACUUAUCCAUUUCGGUUCACUGUGUUUUAUGAGACGAGAAGAAAAAAGAAAGACGUGCACUGAAGAUGCUUUGAAAUCAAAAGUGAGUGACGUUCAUUUUGUAUAAAAGUGAGGAGUCUGCAAGUCGUGGUUUGGAGAUUUGAAAGUGACACGGUGUGUGUGCAUCAGAUGGGGAAACAGUUUCUGUUCACGCUGCAUCGUAAAGAAGGAAGCUGAUAUAACAACAAGCGAGCAGGAGCUGUGGUUAUUUCUGUAACCACAAAUAGAGGAAGUGUUGAGCUGCAGUUUCACAAGUUUUCUUGGCUGGUUGCUUUUUGUCAAUGCUGUGUAUUAAAGAGGAUAUAAGGCAUUUGUUUAUAAAUGAUUUGUGAUUUUGAAAAAGUGAGGCGGGAAGAUCUGAAAGCGUUCCUUUUUUAUUUUUGUUGGGUUUUAUAUAAAUGUAUAUUAGGGUCAAAAGGAGAAAAAAAGGCGGGAAAACGAAGGAAAACAAACGAGAAAAAUUACCGACUUCUUAGUUGUAUAUUCAAACCACAUUGUUUGGGAAGCACAUCUCAUUUGAUAACAGGCUCGCCGUGUUUUUAGACAAGAAAUAACCACCUAACUUCAAUGUGUGUCGAAUACUGUCUUGUUAUACCGACGAUCACUUAUUUAUAUUUUGUAUUUGUCAAAAAACGGUUACAGAAAAAAAAAGGUUUCCCUUCAGCGUUCUUGGAUUAAAUGUUAUCUGACGAGAAGAGUCAGUGGCGUGGAGAAGAGGCGACCCAUAAAGCGUUUCUUCCUGAUGCAUUCAGACCGAGUUAACCCUUCACAGGUGCAUCUUAAAGAGGAAUCUACGACGUCGUGAGCAUGCCAGGAAAAAACUGAUGUACAGAUGUUUAUAUUUUGUUCUUUUCCAAGUGCCAGUUUUUUUGUGGUGUCAUUUGGAUAUUAACUAAUUCAUUCACAUGGAGUUCAUGAGGAAGCGAGAACGGGCGUGGUCGUGUCUUCGGAGGGUUUAAAUACAAAAUGUAAAGAGUUGCAUCACACUGUACAAAAAAAAAACACACAUCAAGUCAAGUGGUCAUAUAGUAUAUAUUUUUACAACGCUUUAGGGGAUGUGUGGAUGUAUAAAAGCAGAGGGAUACGGAAUCAUAUUGCCAUUUUUCUCCUGAUUCACAUCAUGGAGAACGAGACGCCAAUCCCACAUUGGCGCAUCACUCACGCGUCAUCAAAGGCGAACGGCAUGUGCCUGCAUUGAAGUCUGAUUUUUCUUCGUGACGUACGUGACUUUAUAAAGCUUGCAUAUUUUACACAGUGUUUACAAAAAGGUGUACGUUGUGGUAAAAAUCAAUAAACGACAAAAAAAACUUACUGUAUACAUUUUAAUUUCAGAGGUUUAAAAGAAAAAAAAACAGAAGAGGAAAAAAAAAAGUUAUAAUAAUACCCAGCAUCCCUUUUGUGUGUCCUCAGAAGUGUGUGCUCUCAUUGGACAAUACUGAACCCCCUUUUUUUUUGACAAAGACCCACAUGACUGUCUAUUCCUGACUGCGCUCUGCAGCAACUCAACCAAAGGAUCUGGAGUUGUAUUUCACACGCGCUCGUAGAAGGGUUUUUACAGUUCUGUGGAUGUGCAGCACGUUGCACAUUUGACAAACCAAGAGAGCCAAGUUACUGUGCUGUAAAGUGAACGGCCCGACACGGACACACAACGUAUCAAACGAACCUACCUGUGUAGAUAAGACCGAUUGAAGACCGUCAACAUUAAAGUAACUGUACUACUCAGUAGCAGAUGUGUUUGUACCUAUCAUGUGCCUUAACCUUUUCCAUGCUAGAUAAAGAUAAGUGUGUUUUAUAUAACUUUAUUCCUCCCUUUCCACUCGCGUCUCUCCAUCCUGCCCGUUCACCUCCGCCCCCUUUUCUCCUCCCGUGCCCGCCCCCCCUUUUCUCUCUCCACUUAACUCAUUCAUUCAUCCUGCAUCUACCCCCAAACCCCACACUACCUUCCCUGCCCCCUCAAACCCUAAGUAGUUUAGACUGUUGGUGGGUUUCUGCCUUGUAUUACGUUGUAUUAUAAACUUUGAACAAAAAAAGUAUAGAGUCAGUGGAAGAAGCGGUUUUGAUUUUCCUAGACGAGUAAAGUUGUUAAUGCUUUCGUAGCGAGCAGAAGCGAUGCCGCAGUGACAGAAUGUAUUAUGUUAAUUUUACUAAUACCCAGAGGCAAAUAUUACGCUUGUUAAACAUAACGGAAAAAUACUGGUUUGUAGAGUUUAAAUUUGGUGUGUUUUCAAUAAAUCAUGCCUGGAAAGAA
This is a messenger RNA of Labrus bergylta (ballan wrasse), 6316 nucleotides long. Lineage: Eukaryota; Metazoa; Chordata; Actinopteri; Labriformes; Labridae. The record is from RefSeq and is a predicted model, not a curated record.